Molecule: messenger RNA, 612 nt
Organism: Aspergillus japonicus CBS 114.51
Lineage: Eukaryota; Fungi; Ascomycota; Eurotiomycetes; Eurotiales; Aspergillaceae
Exons: 3
Coding region: 1-612 (203 amino acids)
Source: RefSeq, a predicted model, not a curated record
AUGAACUUUUCUUUGGGACACAAAAGUCCUUGUAGGACAUUCACUUUGUUCAUUCGACUGGACAUCAAAAUCGGAGACUUGCUGACGGAUGACGACGACGAGAAGGGCACGGUCCGAAUUAUCGAAUGGGCAAUGCUGGAGGCACCACCGAAAGCAAUUCACUACUACAGUAAUCUACCUUAUGGAUGGAUCCCACAGAAUGAUCUUGAACUAGUGCAACUGUUUAUGCAGACCUGGCGAGAGGACUGGUUAAUGAUCUGCCGAGAGGCCAGGAGGUAUCUCGGGCGCCUGCGCACGCACCAGUUGACUGCUCGGGGGAAAGAUGAUCGACUCAUCGAUUCCAUAGCGAAGCACAUGCAGCGAUGGACUCACGUUCAGGGAUUACUGGCGGAGCAGCUAAGUCAAGUCCGAGAUUUUGUCGCCCAGUAUCAGCGGUUUAGCGAGACGCGUAGAUUCACCGAGCAGAUGCAGGAUAUGAUCUCUGAGCUUGAACGGGAUAUCUCAGGACAGAUUGACAAGCUGGAGCAGACGGUCCGCGACCUGCUCCAGAUUGCUAGCAGCCAUCAAAAUCCGAGAGUCUUCAGACAUAGCAAUCGGUGGUCUCGCCAAUAG